AAGCGAUCGUAGAAUCGUUUGUGUUUGAAGAAUUCAAAUUAUCUCAGUGGAUCAAAACGCCAGUGCUUUUUUCUGAUUCAUAUUCGUUUAUUUUGGCAUUACAGUUAAAGUAGUAAUUAGUAAUACCUUCCUACUCGUGACCUCGGAUGGCAGACAGUGAUUGUGAUGUCAAAUUUGUAUGAGUGCGUGUAGUGAACAGUGUUUGUUCGAUGAGGAGCGUCCGGGAUUAAUCAAACAAAAAGAGAAACCAAGAGAACGAAAAGACGGGCGGUGCACAUAAUCAAACAUCAACGCCAUCGAAAGAGAACAAGAAGAGUGGCUAUUCCAAUAAGCAUAACAACAUCCACUCGGCGCGGGGCGAAAGUCUAGGCAGUGUAGAAAAGGUUCUUUAUUCCGCUGCCAAAGUCGGUCCAUAUCUGAUAUAGUGGUGUAUAUGCUGUAUUUAGUAUAGUACAUCGAUUAGCAGGCAACAAGCUGAUUGCCGUUCCUUGACGGCGGAAGGCGGACGUCAAAAUCCUUUCGAAAUACUGCAGCAGUAGCUAGUCACAACAGAACAAUAAUGACGGAAUACAAACUGGUAGUGGUCGGCGCUGGAGGUGUCGGCAAGUCGGCGCUAACGAUACAACUCAUCCAGAAUCAUUUUGUGGACGAAUAUGAUCCCACCAUUGAGGACUCUUACCGGAAACAAGUGGUGAUUGAUGGUGAAACGUGUUUAUUAGAUAUUCUAGAUACAGCAGGACAAGAAGAAUACUCCGCUAUGCGAGAUCAGUACAUGAGGACUGGUGAAGGCUUUUUGCUUGUUUUUGCAGUAAACAGUGCCAAAAGUUUCGAAGAUAUAGGAACUUAUCGAGAGCAAAUCAAGCGCGUCAAAGAUGCAGAGGAAGUUCCCAUGGUUCUAGUCGGUAAUAAAUGCGAUCUGCAGGCGUGGGCCGUAGACAUGAACCAAGCCAGAGAUGUGGCCAAACAAUACGGAGUACCAUUCGUUGAAACGUCCGCCAAAACUCGAAUGGGAGUCGACGAUGCCUUCUACACACUCGUUCGUGAGAUCCGUAAGGAUAAAGAAAGAGGGAAGAAAAACCGGAAACACAAUAAACUUGGUUCCAGUCGCCGGUUUAAAUGUCGACUGCUGUAAGUUUGUAUGCGAGUAUCGUACGCUGCCCCGCUGUUCUAUAUUCUAUAAUUAACGUGCUUGAAAAGUAUAAAAUUUGCGAACAAUUCUACGAUCGCACAACAACACUCAUAUAAACGUUUUCGUUCUGUGACCACCAAUCCUACCCUCUGCAGUGACAAAAUGGCUUCAAUAGAUAAGUAUACAGUUUUGAAAUAUUUAAGUUAGUUCGACCAUAUUCAGCCAUUUAGCUUGCGGAGUCGUCUUCUUCGCAAUAACACCUUUUACUCUCUCAGUGCUACAAAUUGACUUGUAAUAGAAAAGCUGGAUUGUCAACAAAUUUAGUUUUUAUUUCAAAAUACGGAUUGCACCGUAAAUAAUACCAUACCAGCAUAAUACCUAUCUCCUAACAGAAACAAAAGCCGUACAUUAAGAGAUCUCAGACAUAGAAUUAUGAACUGUAACAAUACAUCUGCAAGGACGAUUACUUGGAUUUGCGACAUACGAUUCAGUCUUCUCGGUGUGUUAUUCAAUUUCUACUAUAAUACUGUAAAAUUUCUACUAAUUUACUAUACCAAGUUUUUACCAUGCUUUCGAGAUAGAUUUUUGUCUACUUACAAACUAUGUAAUGUUUGCCGCAUAUUUGCAAAAGACAGUGCAAUCAAUAAAUAAUAUUAUAUAGGUAUUCUAUUGUGUUCAUUUGAUUUUUUUAGGGAGAGUAGGGAAGAAUUUUCAAUACAAUGGCAAUACAUUUAGAUUCUCAUUAUUGCGUAUUUAAGUUGUCUUUGAACUUAAACAUGCACAUUUUUGUGAACUCAUACAGAAAAGUACAUAAGAACAAUGUGUUUCUAAUGCUUUUUUAUGUUAAUGAUUAUAUAGCCUGUCAUUUGCAUAUGGAUAUGUUUUAUGAUGUCACAACAAUUGGUAUGCAUUGAUAUGCAAUAACAACGGUAACGGAUUAUCAUAAGAAUGAUAAGCUGUCUAGCCCAGUUCACCAAUGCUGCGCUCUAUUCCGAAUGUUACACUAACUCCGAACAGACAGUGAUUUUGGAGUAGUUUAUAGAUGGAAAUGUGUUUGAAAGCUGCUGCAAAGUAUUUCAAAUACGAAUACCUCACCUAGUGCACUGUGUCUACUUCGCCGUAUUGGAAUGUUAAAUCAGAGAUGUUGAGUAAUUUGAGUUUGAUUACUUAUCUAUGAAAUGUGCUAGGCUUGUCAAGUCGGAUAGUUACAAUAACGAGCUGUAGCAAUCGCUUACACAGUUCAGUAAAUUGUUGUGUAAUAAUUCAUUACAUAACAAUAACGGCUUGUGUAACGAACUAACGUUGCAUAAUGACAAAUUACGUAACUCAAAAGAAAUGCGUACUAUUACGACAGUGCAUAAUUAUUUGCGGGAAAGUAGGCCAUUUCAAGACCGAUUAGUGUGAUGAAAAACAGCCUAUUACGAUGAAAAAUUACAUGGGUACAGGGAUUAUUUUUCAGAACAUUUUUCAUCGACUCCUUAGGUAACAACUCCAAAAUGCUUUCAGGAGAUCUCUAAGGAGGUCUCCUGUACGUACAUGCUUUCCCGGAUUUCUCAAUAAAUUUGUCUGGAGAAUCUUCCAAGACUUCCUCAAGAAUGCAGAAGUUCCAUCAGAGAGGCCGAAGUUCAUCUCCUACAAGAUUGCAUCAGGUUAUUUUGGAUUUUACUGAAGUGUCCUCAAUACAAUGGAGGAAGUCCAUGCUAGGAUUGCUGGAUUCAUUGAGACUUUCCUUGAGAAAUGGAGUAAUCCUGAACUUAGAAAAAUUCUAGGGGAAUCUCUUGCUCGACUGAGAUCUUGAGAAAUUUCUGGAGGUAUCUUCGGAGGUGGAAAAACGGUGGAAGUUUCAUACAGCGGAAAGAAGAAACUUUGAAGUAAUGCCUUAAGUAAACAUUUGGGCAAGUUCCUGAAUAGUUUUCUUAUAAAAUUCCUACAGAAAAUCAUGGAAGAUACUAAUACCUGGCGUGUAACGGAAAUACCACAAAGAAAAUCUUAGAAGUACUUUUAGAGGAGUAUAUGGUCAGUAUCUUUUGCACUUUUUUAAACCCAUUCGGUUCUUUUUAAGACUCUUAGACGCUAUCAGCCUUAGGUCACAAAGAUGGGCUUAUGAACAAAGUUAAAUACAGAAUUGAAAGCAUAAAUCUACUUACAUUAUGUAACUUGUCGUAGAAAGAAACAAUAAUCGUCUACCCACAUUUUUAACUAUAAGUUUGCGUUCCAAAUUUGUAUAAAUGACAAAACGAUUAUCUGUUGAUCAACAGUAACUCCAGGAGUAACUGCAGUGAUUGUUUUAUUUUCAUCAAAUAUUUCCGACUGAUUACCUGUUUUUCGGUAGGAAGUUCUCAUUGUCCAUCUUUUUACUGAAUUGUGUAAUAUAACGAAAAUGGACUGAAUCUUGGGUAACAAUCCAAAAAGAAAUCAUUGUUAUCCCGUCUUUGCGUUUCAAAUUACCCUUUAUUUCUCCACAACUAUUUAAGUAUUUUUAUGACGAACCCAAUUGUUAGCAUACAAAACUGUCGUCUUGUGGGAAUCGAGUCAACAACAAUUUAAUGAGUUUCAGCUUCAACAUUUUUUUAUGAUUUAUUUAUCUUUGCCGUUUUUAAUGUUUUUGAAUACUAAAAUUUAUGUUUUCAAUCCAGCUUUUCCAUACUGGUAACCUUGAUGUAAAACAAAAUACUUAUAAGUGUGUAUCAGUGCACAUGCAGUUAAUGUUCUGGCGAACCGCCUCUGAAUAAGAACUGCGCAGAACAAUACACUGCACAACCGCAAAUGCAUUGAACACUAAAGCUGACAGUACAUGGGGUCAAACUUUUAACUGAAUCACGAUAGCAUGUCAAACAUCUGUUUGUAGGUAACCAUUUUUUUAGUGUUUGUCCUUCAAUCCGAAAACAGUCAAACAUUUGACCCCGUGUAAUACGGGCUUGAUAUGAAACCACUAGAGUACUGGAAGGAUUGAUCAGGUAUUCAGCGCCGGAAUAUGAUUAUUGGUCUACCUAUAUUGUAAAAAAUCUACAUUUAUUACUAAAAUAACACAGGUCUUAUUAUAGUAGUACAAGAAUAACGCUCAGAAGUUUUAAUAUGUUUAAAAACACUGUGGUCUGCCCACCAACUCACAACAGCCUAAAUAGAUGUUUCGUUAUUCUGGAGGCAUAGCUACAAACUUAUCAUUUGUGUCAAUGGAUUCCUCUGGUUUUUGCACAAUUUUCUCGGGUUGAGCACAAUUGGACGCGGGCCGCUUGGCGUAAGGAUGUUUAAAAUACUUAAUUCUCAGUUGCAGAAGUUGAUUUGUUUAUCUUAGAUUGCCGAAUUGUUCCGAAUAAAUUCAAACUCUCUCUACCUUCCGUUGCCAAUCUGCAAUGGAUCAUUAAAAUAACCGAAACGGCCGCUCUGAAAAGCACUGAUAGCGCCACCGUGGUCUUAUGUGUGUUAGACAGAACAGCAAGGCUGUCACAAUGUUAAAUCCCUUAUACAGUGUCGCCGCUGUUUUGAUGCAGCGAGUGCCGAAAGAGUGACCUUCAAUGAUCCAUUUAUAUUAAAAUAUUUCUAAAACUCUCUCGAGUGAUCGCACAAAUGGAUUGGUAUUUUGGCAUUGUAAGACGAAAAAUGCCUUAAAUUAGAGAGUACCGCAAAUCCUGUAUAGAAAAAUAAUUAGAUUGGAACUCAAAAAUUAAAUUUAUCUAAAGGCAGUUUGAUGUUCGGUUCAAGACCUUUGGUAAACUAUAUAACAAUGUGUAACUCUGAUUUGGUAUUUUAUCUAGAAUAUAUUCUUUAAUUUAAGAUUCAGCGUUUUUCUAAGGUUUUGCGGCGUCCCACCAUUUCGAAUGUUUCUGAUCCUCUUCAAGUGACCCUCCGACAAAAUUGUGCACAGUGAAAACCAAGUCUGGGCUGUAUACAUUGAAAAGUCCAUUGUCAUUUCCAUUGUUUUGCCAUGGACGAUUUUGGAAACUCUCUCUUCUUCUAAGUCUUCUCCUUUCAACGUCAAAUGUAGCAAACAAUUCAAGAUAAUGUUGUAGGUGAAUCCGGUUCGGACCGAAAAUCUCCUUAACCCGUAUAGGCCUGAGUGAAAGCAAAAAUUCUAAAACCCUCACCGCUCAGCUAAUUCUUGAUGGAUUCAAAUGAUUUUUUGACAGUAUACUGACACACAUAUCUAGUUUCUAGAAAUGGACAGAGGAACUCGGAAAUAUUCUUGAGGCCGGAGUUAUUCCGGUGGAUUACUGGGUCAGGUCGGGUGUUAAGGGUACUGUGCGUUUGUGCCCCUCAAGGUAGGCAAAUUUCAAGUCACAGAUAAUUUCCGGAAACGGCUAUAAUGUGGCCACUUUAUGACGGAAUUUUAGAAAAAUUGCAUCAGUUUAAACCUUUUGAGAAACGAUUGUAUUGGAUAACUAUGAGUUUUGCAUUUAAUUAAUCCUACAAAUGAUCAUUUUCGGGUCCCGGGACGCCUCAAACUUAUGAUAAAGUGGUCAAUUGGUAUCUGAACAUCUGUGCCAAGCUUAUGGGAACGCAUUUUAGUGCAAAAUUAUGUUUGAUUUCUACUUUUAGAGAAUUGAAACAGUUUAGUAUCCAACAAAUCUACAGCCGGUUCUUUCGGGCAUAACGUCCGAAUGGUCACAUCCGGUAUAUUUUAAACGUUGCAGAACACUUCAUUUAUAAUGUUGAAUAUCAGAUCUUAAUGAUUUAUGCAAAUUAAAAUGAUUUUCAUUGCAAAUAAAUAGAGGUAACUUGGCCUGUCCCAAAAAAUAGCCCUUUUUUACCCGACUUGACCCAGUAACUCACCGGAAUAACUCCGACCACAGGAAAAUUUCCGAGUUUCUCUGGCCACUUCAAGAAACUAGAUAUGUAGGCCAGUGAACUGACAAAAAAUCAUUUGAAUUCGUUAAGAAUUCGCUGAGCGGUGAGGGUUUCAGUAUUUUUGCUUUCACUCAGGCCUAUACGGGUUAAUAAGGUUAACGAUACAGUCAAAAUUUUUACAGUACGGAUGGUGACACAGUCUUCUCACCGCCGCAAUUUCUCGGUUGUCUUUCAAACGAUUUUGUUCAGUAAACCAUCUGACGUACAAAAACGAACUAAGCUUCAAUUUAUUCCACGUUGGACAACUGGGAAUUUGGGGUGUAUAUCGAACCUUACAUAAUCUUAAUAAGUUUAUUUUGGAACUUAAAUAUUACUCAUGUUUACUUUUGCCAUACCGACUAGCAUGUAUUUGAGGGUAGAUCACAAUAUUUAAGAAUCAGAAAAAAGGCACAAAGAAAGUAAGAAAAAAAUAGCGUAAUGAAGAGAAAUUCAGUGUAUGCUUACGCAUUAGUAGUUUAUCAGUGAGCAAAGAAUGCUAGGUUCACCUUUUUGCAGAAAACAAGUGUGCGCUCAAACAAAUUUUCCAGUGCGCUUUACUAAGAUAGUCUACUGAUGAAUAAGAUAUUCACUGUUGUAAGCCCAAUGUAGUCAAAUAUUGAUGAAAUAAAAUUGAUCACACAUAUUCAAUCCCA
Aedes aegypti (yellow fever mosquito) is the source of this 6606-nucleotide messenger RNA. It is a transcript of the gene Ras85D, whose product is annotated as GTPase HRas. Gene Ontology annotation, molecular function: GTP binding; GTPase activity; GDP binding. The transcript is spliced from 5 exons. The record is from RefSeq and is a predicted model, not a curated record. The coding region runs from base 560 to 1132 and encodes 190 amino acids. Gene Ontology annotation, cellular component: plasma membrane. Gene Ontology annotation, biological process: epidermal growth factor receptor signaling pathway; Ras protein signal transduction. NCBI's taxonomy places the organism in Eukaryota, Metazoa, Arthropoda, Insecta, Diptera, Culicidae.